AUGCGGCGGCAGGCGGAGGAGACGAACGAUCAAGAGGUUGGUAUCGGCCUGCCGCAACGUCGGCGCAAGGGCGUUGAGCGCCGUCGGCGUGACGGUCGGGAGAACGUCGAGGGUGAGGGUCUUGGAGUGGAAGCGCCGGGGCAGAGACGAGCCCUCUGCAUCCUCGCCAUGGACCCCCAGAUGAAAGAGGCCACCCCGUGUCUGCCGAGGACCGCUUGGGUAGAUGACCACGUGUCGAGCGCGACGGUUGAGAACGCCGUCCACUUGCUUACUGACUUGCCGGCUAGUGGUCCUGAAACUCAGGAGGCUGGAUACAGACGUAUACCCCAAGAUCGUCUCAAAGAUGUGUGGAUAGCUCUGGUGAUCAAGUGUGACGCGCGGGGUAGAGGAGGCUGGGUAGAAUGGAGAGUGCGGCGUGAUGGGCGAUUCGACCGUAGACGCGCCACUUUCGGUGCUGGACGUGCUAUCCUUGCGUAUCUGGAUAGGAGUCGGGCACAUGACGGCCUUGACGCUCUGGUAGGGUUUGGAGAAACGAAUCAUGAGAAUGAGAUGAUUGGUGAUGAGAAGUGA
This is a messenger RNA of Apiotrichum porosum, 570 nucleotides long. RefSeq lists its product as uncharacterized. The record is from RefSeq and is a predicted model, not a curated record. The transcript has a single exon. Lineage: Eukaryota; Fungi; Basidiomycota; Tremellomycetes; Trichosporonales; Trichosporonaceae. The coding region runs from base 1 to 570 and encodes 189 amino acids.